AUGCAGGCUGGCUACAACAUUAAACAGGUGAGCAUCACCUAACCCUCACACUAUGUACCACCAAUCAGGUGGGCUCAGGUGUUGUGUUCAGUCGGUUGUGUUAAGUAGGCAGAGUGAAAUGGGCAUGUAUUACCUGAACUUAGAACAGGUUUUUAAUUUAGAACAGGUUUUUAAUUUAGAACAGGUUUUUAAUUUAGAACCGGUUUUAAUUUUCUGCAUAGUGAACCUUUUGGCACUGUGUGCCCUACUGAACAUGGCCCAGGUCUAAGCCACUGCUGUGUGUCUAUCCCUCCCUCUCUCUCUCUGUAGAUGAUGUACCUGGGCUCUGGUAUGUGCUGUGUGGGAGCCCUGGCUGGUCUGUCCAACCAGUCCAAUGCCCGCCUGGGUAAUGCCCUGGGCAUGAUGGGUGUGGCAGGGGGCAUCGCUGCCACCCUUGGCUUCCUGAAGCCCACCCCUGUACUCCUGGCACAGAUGAGUGCCGCCAUGGCUGUGGGUGGCACCGCUGGUAAGUGUGUAUAUGCUUGAGUGUACAAAACAUUAGGCAUAGACUGAUCAUGACAUAGACUGAGCAGGUGAAUCCAGGUGAAAGCUAUGAUCUUUUAUUGAUGUUACUUGUUAAAUCCACUUCAAUCAGUGUAGAUGAAGGGGAGGAGACAGGAUAAAUAAGGAUUUUUAAGCUUUGAGACCAUUGAGACAUGGAUUGUGUAUGUGUGCCAUUCAGAGGGUGAAUGGGCAAGACAAAUUAUUUAAGUGCCUUUGAACGGGGUAUGGUAGUAGGUGCCAGGCACACCUGUUUGAGUGUGUCAAGAACUGCAACGCUGCUGGGUUUUUCACGCUCAACAGUUUCCCGUGUGUAUCAAGAAUGGUCCACCACCCAAAGGACAACCAGCCAACUUGACACAUCUGUGGGAAGCAUUGGAGUCAACAUGGGCCAGCAUCCCUGUGGAACGCUUUCGACACCUUGUAGAGUCCAUGCCCCGACGAAUUGAGGCUGUUCUGAAGGCAAAAGGGGGUGCAACUCAAUAUUAGGAAGUUGUUCCUGUGUGUGUGUUGGAUUUGCAUGCUUGAAUGAUCUGAACAACAUGUUAUUUACUAUAGUCGACAUGUGUUGUCUCCUUCAAUCAUAUGAGUAACUGCUUACUGCUCAUACUGCAGCAGUGCUGAGGUAAUGGUCACCAUCAUGUCUGAAUCAUGAUCCAGUCAGGUCAAUCUACAUGGUAAUUCUUCCUGGAAUCAAGCUGGAACCUAGACUAAACCAUCCGUUCAGACCUUAGCCUGUUUGCUUUUCCAGAUGCUCCUAUUAACCCCGUCCAUGUCUGCAGGGCUUCAAGAAGAACACACACACACCAAAACACACAUAGACGGAGGUGCACUCACAAACAAGGAAUUUCCCCCAAACAGCCCUUAUCAGCCACACCUGUGCCUCAGGACUGCCCGUUUCCCACCAGUCCUUAGGGUGUGUGUCUUUGCGCACGUCUCUGUAUGUGUUGUCCGGUUCUCAUCCCCUCUGCCCCCCCCCCCCCAGGGUUGGGUAUCGCUAGGAAGAUCCAGAUCACAGACCUCCUUCCACAGCCUGGUGGGUCUGGCUGCAGUGCUGACCUGCGUGGCAGAGUACAGGAUCAAGUACCCUCAUUUUGCUACCAACCCGGCUGCCAACCUCACCAAGAUCAUCGCCUACCUGGGCACCUUCAUCAGAGGGGUCACCUUCAGCAGAUCCCUGGUGGCUUAUGGGAAACUGCAAGGUGAGGACGGACGAUUGGGAUUGGGCAUAGUGAUACAUUAUAUUUCAAUUCGAUGUAAUUCUAUGGGAUUGGGGAGGUGGAAGUGGGAUGUUGUUUUUGUUGGGAGCUGCGAGUGAAAAGGGGUAGGAAAUGCUGCGAGUGAAAAGGGGUAGGAAAUCCUAGGCCAAGCAUGCCAUGAGUUUUUACGGUUCCAUUUGUACCUGUCAGUAAAUGAGGCAGUUAAAGUCAUACUUAUAUUCCUCAUACAUAUUCAUCAUCGCGGUCCAUUGAUUUGAUUAAUUUGUCCAUAGAUUUUAUUAUUCAUAGACUAUAUAUACAAAAGUAUGUGGACACCCCUUCAAAUUAGUGGAUUUGACUAUUUCAGCCACACCCGUUGCUGACAGGUGUAUAAAAUCGAGCACACAGCCAUGCAAUCUCCAUAGACAAACAUUGGCAUUAGAAUGGACUUACUGAAGAGCUCAGUGACUUUCAACGUUGACCCGUCAUAGGAUUCCACCUUUCCAACAAAUCAGUUCGUCAAAUUUCUGCCCUGCUAGAGCUGCCCCGGUCAACUGUAAGUCUUGUUAUUGUGAAGUGGAAAUGUCUAGGAGCAACAACUGCUCAGCCGCAAAGUGGUAGGCCACACAAACUCACAGAACAGGACCGCUGAGUGCUGAAGUACGUCUAUCCUCACUCACUACUGUGUUUCAAACUGCCUCUGGAAGCAACGUCAGCACAAUAACUGUUCGUCGGGAGCUUCAUGAAAUGGGUUUCCAUGGCCGAACAGCCUUACACAAGCCUAAGAUCACCAUGCGCAAUGCAAAGCAUUGUGGUGUAAAGCUUGCCGCCAUUGGACUCUGGAGCGUGGUGAAUCUGGCGUGAUGAAUCACGCUUUACUAUCUGGCAGUCCGACGGACGAAUCUGGGUUUGGCGGAUGCCAGGAGAAUGCUACCUGCCCGAAUGCAUAGUGCCAACUGUAAAGUAUGGUGGAGGAGGAAUAAUGGUCUGGGGCUGUUGUUCAUGGUUCGUGCUAGGCCCCAUUCUAGACGAUUCUGUACUUCCAACUUUGUGGCAACAGUUUUGGGAAGGCCCUUUCCUGUUUCAGCAUGAGAAUGCCCCCAUGCACAAAGCGAGGUCCAUACAGAAAUGGUUUGUGGCCUGCACAGAGCCCUGACCUCAACCCCAUCGAACACCUUUGGGAUGAAUUGGAAUGCUGACUGCGAGCCAGGCCUAAUCGCCCAACAUCAGUGCUCGACCUCACUAAUGCUCUUGUGGCUGAAUGGAAGCAAGACCCCGCCGCAAUGUUACAACAUCUAGUGGAAAGCCUUCCCAGAAGAGGCUUGAGGCUGUUAUAGCAACCAACUCCAUAUUAAUGCCCAUGAUUUUGGAAUGAGAUGUUCGAUGAGCAGGUGUCCACAUACUUUUGGUCAUGUAGUGUAUAGAUUACACACAUAGAUUUUACUGCGUUUUCAGGAAUUUUCUGCUAAUGGACACUUAACUUAGACAGCUUGGGUUUGAUCAAGUAACCCUCUGGUCAGUAGUAGACCAGUAGUGGUCUGGGUCCUUCAGGUUGAUGCCUGAGCAUCUGUACCCGACUCUGCACCCCUCCUCUCAGUCCCCUGUCCCAGCCGUGCCACCCAGGCCCCCCUGCUCCCAGCUAGGCCAGGCGGAACCUCUCCCAGUUUGGCACUAAUUAGCCCCUCCGCCCCCAGUCAUUUUCCACUUGUUCCCGAAAGCUGGAACACAUUAUCCCAGGGAGCGUUCCCACUCCACAGUCCCACUGGAACCUGGAAAACCUGCUCCGAUAAAAGAUUAAAACCUACAUUUUCCCCAAAAUGCACAUUUCAUGCUUUCUUUUCUUUUUUUCUUUUUUUUCAGUUGUGGGUUUGUUUUGGAAGGCUUUCAAAAUGAGGAAAAAAGUCAAGGAAAUGUUACAAUGCGUCCCAUAUCACAGGUGGUGGAAUCCAGAUGCUGGCUCUGUUAAUUUGAUUAUCAACAUGUAUUCGGUUUCAAUUUAGCAUGAAGCAGCCUCAUGAACACAUUUCAGUCUCUGAAAUGAAAAUCAAUUUAGAAACGGUAACUUUCUCUGCUAUCUUUCUACCUGCCUGCCAAGGAUUGAGUUAGUUCAGGGAGAAAAGUACAACUCCCUUUUUAAUCCAUACAGUAUGUGUGAUAGUGACAUCCUUGGAUAAUAAAUAACAUGCUCACUUUCAGAUUGUUCCUCAAAAGUGGUUGGGGCCUGAAUACUUGUAAAUGGAGGACAAAAUAAAUUAGAUGGACAGCACAUAGUGACAUCCUAACAUGCAUUUAGCUCUAUAUGUCCAUGCCUACAGUUUUUCUCCUCCUCUCUCUAGGUGUGCUGAGCUCCGCCCCACUCCAGCUCCCUGGGCGCCAUGCUAUGAAUGCUGGGCUGAUGGCCUCCUGUGUGGGCCUGAUGAUCCCCUACAUGCUGGACCCCAGCUACACCGCAGGCAUCACCUGCCUGGGCUCUAUGUCCGCUCUCUCGGCCGUCAUGGUACGACCUACACACCGCCUCUACCCAAAUCAAAGAAAUAGAAUUACUGGGACGGACAUCCACAUUCAAAUCAAUGUUUGAAGUUAUGAGGGUGCAGUGCCAUUUUUAUGGUUUGAGAGUCUUUUCCUGUUCUACUAAUUCUAUAUCUAUGGCCCUAAUAUCCACCAACCUGGACUGACCAGUGAUCUUUGAACUAACUCUUAGAAAUAGGAUGGAACUUACCUGUUUGUGCCAUUGGAAUCCUGUGCUCUAGCCCAUUUUAGGUAGGUUUAAGUUCAGCUAUCCUUCAAUAAAAAGCGCUCUGCUUACGAUCCUGCUCCACUGUUGGCCCUUAAGGAGAAUUUUCAUUGGAAGCAUUAACCACAUGAUCAAUCCAUAAUAAGAUGAUGGAUGGAAGGUAAACUAAGAUGAGGUUUUGAAGCAGUACUGAGAGAAGGUGGUUCUGGUUAAAACUGUUGUGAAUGUUGGCUGCUCAGGCCUCCAUGUGGUUUGUCAAUAACAAGGACAUUUUGACGUUGUAUAAAUCAACGGAUAUUAAUUUCUUACGUAUACAAUAUCACACCACUCUUGACUGAUAAGGUGUAGCUAAACAAUCACCUGUGCCUGAGCAUGAAUGUCUUUAAAAGGAGAUCUGAUAUUGUUCAAGUCCUGCCCUCUCUGUUUGUUUGAUGGAGUGUAUCGUUGCAUAAUGUGAGGUAGCUGGCUCUGGUUAGAGCCAUUCCCUGAGUUGGGUAUCUUGGAGAGUAACAUUAGGAUGAUAUCAUAGAGAGCACUUGAAAUGAAUACUCCUUGUUUUGACAAACACCUUACGCAAUGACUGAGGCCCACUGCAUCCUGAUAGGGGUUAAAUACACUAUAUUUCUACUACCUGAUCAGAUUUCUCUAUUUACCAUUCAAUAAUACUGUUUAUGAAUGGUCUGUUUAUGCCCAAGUGUUUACAUUUUAGUCAUUUAACAGAUGCUCUUAUCCAGAGCGACUUACAGUUAGUGAGUGCAUACAUUCUUUUUAUUUAUGUAUUUUUUUCAUACUGGCCCCCCGUGGGAAUCGAACCCACAACCCUGGCAUUGCAAAUGCCAUGCUCUACCAACUGAGCUACAUCCCUGCCGGCCAUUCCCUCCCCUACCCUGGACGACGCUGGGCCAAUUGUGCGCCGCCCCGUGAUUCUCCUGGACAGAGCCUGGAUUCGAACCAGGAUCUCUAGUGGCACUUAGACCACUGCGCCACUCGGGACAAUGCUUACAUGUGAGUUUAUAUAGGCCAGGCCUACUACUCACAUAUGACACAUGAUCUUUGUAUACCUUCUUUUGUAUGGACAAUAUAUUGAAUUUAACAACACAUGAAUGAAAUGUAUGUCUUGCUUUAUUAAUCCCACGGACAUAUCAACCUUCAGUCUAACGGUAGUCUUGUUCUUCUAGGGCCUGACUCUGACAGCAGCCAUCGGCGGUGCAGACAUGCCGGUGGCCAUCACGGUGCUCAACAGCUACUCCGGCUGGGCCCUGUGUGCUGAGGGCUUCCUGCUCAACAACCUGCUCACCAUCGUAGGGGCCCUCAUCGGCUCCUCAGGGGCCAUUCUCUCCUACAUCAUGUGUGCGGUAAGUAUUGGUCUGUAUUUACGAAGUGUCACACGUCCUAUAGAACAGGGGUAUUCAACUCUUACCCUAUGAUGUCUGGAGCCUGCUAGUUUUCUGUUCAACCUGAUCAUUAAUUGCACACACCUGGUGUCCCAGGUUCAAAUCAGUCCCUGAUUAGAGGGGAACAAUGAAAAAAUGCAGUGGAACUGGCUUCGAGCUCCAGAGUUGAGUUUGAGGGCUAUAGAAUGAUUAAGGUAUGGAGCCUAUAGUCCUUCCGUCUGUCCGUAUUUAGGAAGUGUCACACAUCAGACAGUAUGGGUUAAAUAGGCCGCAUCAGCUCAUAACCUACAUGUAAACUUUGAAGAUGCUAAAAUAUGCAAGGCAGUUUCUGUGCUUCCACAAUUCUCCACUAGGAGGAACUCUAACUGUACUUAAAUGCCUUCUUGGCUGCAUUGACUGCCUGAAAGAAACUGGCUUCACUGAAAAAUGUUGACUUAAAACGGCUGAGCAGCUUUUGAUCCUAUCCAUCUCUGUACUCCCCCUCGUCUCUCUUCUCUCCCCCUGGCUAGGCCAUGAACCGUUCCCUGGCCAACGUGAUCCUGGGUGAGUACGGUACAUCAUCCACUGGGUCAGGCAAGCCCAUGGAGAUCGUAGGAACACACACAGAGGUCAAUGUGGACCAGACUGUUGAAAUGAUCAAAGAUGCCCACAACCUCAUCACUCCAGGUAGAGUCAAAACCCAACACCACACACACACACACACACACAGCAUGAACACAGUGGUACUUCCACACACCGGGGUACUGACCGGGUAGGUUCAUUUAAACUAAACCACCCACGUACACAGGGUUCAACUGACAAAUGUUUUUAAGACCUAGAGUGUAAGUGGGUUGUGGCCAAAGGUCUUGUGCAGAAAGUAGAAAACAUGGUCCUUUGCCAUCAACAUUUUUCAUAAAUUACAGAACUUUUUUCUAUGUUUAGCUAACCUCUGUUGACCUUGUUACAUCACCAGUUAAUUUGCUAAACUUCGUUAGGGCACCUCUCAAGUAGGGCCCGUCAGGCAUGCAGGCCCACUCUAUCCCGAGGUGGUCCAAGAGCCUGGGUCGUGUUUGGGAGUAGGGUUUAUUGAAGCUUUGACAGACCUCUGUAUAAUCUCACUCUCUGUCUUUCCACUCUCCCACCCUGUCUGAAAACCCGUCCCCUGACGACAGCUCUCUGCACAUUGCUUCUCCAACCUAGUGGUGAAGUGAACUGUUUAGUGAGAAGUCACUGGCAGGCAGCAGGGACUGAUAGUUCAGCCUCAGACUGUCCUGGUCCAUAUGCUGCUUCCAGAGAAAGUAAAGGAGGAAGAGAAAAGAAGGCUCUUUUUUAAAGGCUUUAAUAUGCAUUAUCCAUAGGGCUCUGGUCAAAAGUAGUGCACAAUAAAUGGGGAUAGGGUGCCAUUUGGGACACAGACCCAACCUAGUGGCUGGCUCUGCUCUUCUAAACAGCCUGGUUCUCUGUCGCUCGGCUUGACCUCCUGGGCCGGUAAGUGUAAUGGCCUCCAGCAAAGCUUAUGGCUCUGUCUGUCCUCUGUCUGCGUCUGCAUCCACUUUGUUCACUACAACAGAGAACUGGACCAUUACGGGCAGACAGGACGAACAGAUGGAGGGACGAUGAGAUGUGGGAAGAUGAAUAAAGAGAAGGGGAGAAAAUAUGAUUUAACGUGGCACUCCAGAGUAUACAGGCAUGCGGGGCCAAGCACAACAGAGAUGGCUCCUUCAUUUAAAACACACCGCCGCUGGCAGUCCAGCCUCCAGCCGUCCAGCAGGGCUCAACCCUACGGUGUCCUGACCCAGCCAUGGACCCAGACAUUAGACAGUUAGACUCUAUCUAUCUAACAUGGAUCUACACCAUGGGCCCCUGUAGACAGUGGGGGAGAGUUACGAUGUUACUAUAUCUAUUGUGGAGGAUGUUCUGAACUUCUAAAGUACACAGUUAUCUCACUGACUACUGCAAACCCAGACUUGUUUUUGUAUCCAAAUAUUAUUUUCAAGCAUCUUCUCCAAAUGUACCCAAAUUAGCCGGUGUUUGUGUGCCAGGUAGUCCUGCCAGACUGGAAGGUGAUCCUCAGCUUCUAAGCUUGGUGUUAUGGUGCACUGUUCCACUGUUGCUCUCUGUGUUGUCAGUGGGUCCCAGAUUCUCCUGCUGACUGCAGUGCACCACACUACACCAGGCCCGAGCUGGGGCUGGAACCGGAGCUGUCUUGUUUUCCUUUUCACAUUUCCUAUAAUUGGACCAGUCACAGUCACUUUGCUUGAUUGACAUCAGUGGAAACAUUUAAGACUUUUUUUGAUAAACACUGGCCUUGUCUGGACGGGAUUGUUUUCGUUAGGAGAAAAGCUUGUGUUUGAGGGUCUGCAUGAAGAAAAUGAAAAUCAUUAAGGAGCGAGUGUGGACCGUAGAUAUGCUCAGUGCAACAUGCUGUGUUUAAAGCAGAGUACUUGACGGCUGUUGUGACAGGCCUAUCAAACGUUGUAAACAGCAAUUGAGGCUUUAGAUUGUCCAUUUGCUGUGAAUUAUUGUUUCUCUCUCUUGGAUGGUGCUCAUUUCAGUAAGAGGCUUCUCAACUCUGCACGAGGCAGAUGAAAGAUGAGUGUUGAUGGUCGUUGUUGUGUUUGAAAGGCCUAGGUUGGCUUUGGAAUGGUGGAGACGAGUGAACAAAGGCUUACUUCGUCUUUUGAGUUAAAAAUGUCCUGUCUACCACAUGUACUGGAGCAAUUCAUGUGCACUUGCAGCUGAUCAAUGUACAUGUAAGAAAAUCCCAAUAUCUUUUUUUGGGCAAUAAGUAAUUAUUUUCCGUCAGUACUUUGAUAAGAUCAUCCUUAAAGGGGAAAUCUGUAGUUGGGAAAAACAACAAAACCGCCACCCCGCCACUUGUUUUGGUAAAUGGCUGAGGGAUGGAGCAGGAGAAAUGUAACCACUCUCAAAUUCAUAGGCAGAGCUAUGGAUGCAAGGACUGACCAUCCAUGAGGUCAUAAUGAUAGUUUAACCAUGUUUUCAAGCGAUACAGUGUUUGUUUACAAUUACAUUGUUUACAAACAAUGCAGUAAAACAAGCUUAUAUUUGACUUUCUGCAGUUGAACAAAGCUCAUGGGGCAUUUAUAAGUUAUAUUCUUCAAAGAUUAAUAGCUAUAUACAGUGCCUUCAGAAAGUAUUCAAACCACUUGGCUUUUUCCACAUUUUGUUGUGUUACAGCCUGAAUUUAAAAUGGAUUAAAUUGAGAUUUUGUGUCACUGGCAUACACACAAUACCCCAUAAUGUCAAAGUGGAAUUAUGUUUUUAGAAAAUGUUACAGAUUAAUUUAAAAUGAAAAGCUGAAAUGUCUCGCUACCAAAGGUGACUCUGGGUUGAAUACUUAUCUAAUCAAGAUAUAUUAUUAUUUAUUUUUUUCUUUACAAAUGUUAGAGUUUUUCUUCCACUUUGACGUUACAGAGUAUUUUGUGUAGAUCGAAUGGAAAAAUAAAAAUGAAAUCCAUUUUAAUCCCACUUUGUAACACAACAAAAUGUGGAAAAAUUCAAGGGGUGUGAAUACUUUCUGAAGGCACUGUAUAUCAUACAUUUAAAAGGGGAAGACAUGGACUAAAGCUAGAAUCCUUAAUUGAAACAAUAACAAAGCUGAGGGAUGGGCCUGGAGAAAUGUAACCACUCUCAAAUUGAUAUGGAUGCAAGGACUGGCCAUCCAUGAGAUCAAAAUUAUAGUUUUGACCAUGUUUUGAGGCUAUAUAAUGUUUGUUUACAUUUACAUUGUUUACAAACAUUUGGGUAAAACAAGCUUAUAUUCUGUUACGACAGUUGAACUGAGCUCAUGAGUUAUUUAUGUUAUAUUCUUCAAGAAUCAAUAUAUCAUUAAUUUAUACAUAAAAAAAAUGGAUGUAGCAACUAAGGAUUCUAGCUUCAAGAGUAACAUUGAUUUGCUCCAGAUUCCCGGACAUGCUCCCACUUGACAGCUUCAGAUAAAAGGAUUGAAAUCAUUUCACAACUGAUUAUUUUUUUUCAGCCUUGAUGUACUUUAUUUAUUUUACAGUGUUUGUUUAUUGUGUUAUAAAAUAACAAGCUCAAUUAUUUCACCUCCAGUCUUGUUGAAAUGAGAGGAAAGAGCUCCCACUUGUAUGUAGGAUUAUUAUGAAAACCAUAUUCUGCUAUUUGAGACAAUACAUACAGAUAAACUAGGUUAGUAGACUUGUUUACGCCUAAGCCCUCAGACAUCCUCUGUUCCACUUGGUAUCCACUGGUCCUGAACUUUAAUUCCCUAUUGCUGGGAUAUGUUGGUUUGAAUAUUUUUCUUGUUAGAAUUUUCAGGUUUGAUCAGUUUCACUGUGCCCAAAUACCUGGUGUGUCAAAACCAAACACGGAUAAAUAACAUUUAAGGAAAUAGAAUUUAUUGGUAAUUUCCUAAAUGUUAAAUGUGUUUAUAUAAGGAUGAUUUGAUUCUUUUGAAGCACGUUUGAUAGGGCUUUAUGCAAAUGUUUGUUUUUUUAGCAUCAGAAGAUCAAUGUCUGGAUAAGAAUCUCUGGGAUUGUCUGAGUAUUUUUGCUAUUUAUACAAGCAUUUUUUAUCACUGUUCAGAGGUAGUAGUCAGUUUUUGACUUGGAUUAAGAUGUGCCAGUCAAAAUCCAGGCAGACUGUGUUCUGAAGUUUUAUUGUGUUCCCUCUAUUUUUCUGACUUUUAUACAGACAGCAGUUGACAGGUUUUCAUAGCAAAUGUUACCAUUUUCUUUUGAAAGCUUUCUCUGCUUGUUUUUAAUGACUAUUGUGUUUUCCACUCAGGCUGUUGUGUUCUUGUCCUGCAGGUUAUGGUCUAUGUGCUGCCAAGGCCCAGUACUGCAUUGCUGAGCUGGUCAAGAUGCUGCAGGAGCAGGGCAAGAUUGUCAGGUAA
This is a messenger RNA of Coregonus sp. 'balchen', 10725 nucleotides long. The record is from the annotation of a GenBank genome assembly. Lineage: Eukaryota; Metazoa; Chordata; Actinopteri; Salmoniformes; Salmonidae.